AUGACACCCCCACCAGUCCUCUUCCACGCCCUCCUCCGCCCCGCGGUCCUCCAGAUCCUGCGCGCGACAGGAUAUCACGCCGCACGACCCGUGGUUCUCGAUGCCGUCACAGAGCUCGCGGCGCGCUACAUGUUCGCUCUCUGCCAGGCGACAGCGCGGCACGCGGGCGACAACGACCCGCAGGGCGACGCUGGCCCGGGCAUGGUGGACGUACGCAUGGCGCUGCAGGAGCUGGGUGCCGUGCCCCCGGACGAUGUGCUCGCUGAGGGGAGAGGCGCGAUACUGGGCGAGAUUCUAGACUCGCUGGACGAGGAAGGAAGGAGCGAGGCGGGCGCAGAGCUCGCGGCGGCGGCGGCUGCUGCAGCUGUGCCGGACGGCGAGGGAGACUUGGCAAUGGCGACGCCGACGGCGGUAACUGAGAGGGGACGCGAGAGAGAGAAGAUCGUUGAGGAUACGAGAGGCGUGGACGAGUUCAUCAAGUGGUUCUCCGGACCGCGGAACAAGGCCAUUCGCGAGGCGGCGGUUGGUGAUGGGGAGCUGGAGUUGGGCGACUACUUGAACGUCCUGAAGAAAAAGCACAGCAAGACGGGCGAAGACUCCAAGUACCACGGCACGAUCAUCGGCAAGGGCAACGACGUGGGCGAGGUCCAGGUCGAGGGCGGCGACCUCCCGAGCAUCCACACCUGGCGGUCCAAGAUGCAGGGCCCGCCACCGGGCAGCGCCCCGUCGGCGACCUCGCCGCGGAUCAAGGAGGAGUCGAGACCGCCGAGCUCUGGGCUGAGCUCCGGGGCAAACAUGCGAAGACGGACGCGCACCGGCAGCACGGCCAGCCAGGCGAGCGUUGUCAGCGUUGCCAGCGUCAGCACGAGUAAGACCGAGGGCCGCGAGGGUUGCGCGGUCCGCCCGAGAGGGGGCCGGGGCCGAGGCGGCUCGAUGGCGGGCAGAGGCAGGGGCAACAAGACUAGCGGCGGCAGAGUCACCAAGAACAAGACGACGACGACCACGGCUAAGGCUAAGCCCAGGAGUAGGUCCAGCACGAAGACGAAGCAGAAGCAAAAGAAGAAGGACAAUGACAAGGAGGACGGUGAUUUCACGGCAUAG
Molecule: messenger RNA, 1101 nt
Organism: Colletotrichum costaricense
Lineage: Eukaryota; Fungi; Ascomycota; Sordariomycetes; Glomerellales; Glomerellaceae
Product: bromodomain associated domain-containing protein
Exons: 3
Coding region: 1-1101 (366 amino acids)
Molecular function (GO): protein heterodimerization activity
Source: RefSeq, a predicted model, not a curated record